AUGUCUCAUUCAUCUGUUUAUCAAACUUCUGGUAAACCAUUAUCAAAAGAAGCAAUAUAUCAUCAAAGAUUAAAACAAGGUUAUUUUCAAUCACCAAGUGGAACAAUAGUUGGUGUCAACAGUAAUGCUUCAGAUACUGCUGCUUUAUUAGCUGCAUCGUCUGAUUUAUCAGUUAAACCUAGUUAUGAACGUUCAAUUGCUCCUGAAGCUCAAACUGCAGCAUUAGCAGCUAAAAAACAAGAAUUAAAAGAUUUAGAAUCAAUAAACUCACAAAGAGCUCAAUCAUUGUCAAGUCAAUAUACUUCAAAUGGUACUCCAUAUACUACUGUAAGAGUUGGUAUCCCUUCAGCUUUAGAUCAAGGUUCAAUUUAUAAAGCUGCAAAGGAAAAAACUAGUAGUACAAUGACUUCAAGAAUCGAUCCAAUAAGAGAUGUUAAAAGAUCAGGUAUUCCAUCCAAACAAGGAGGUUCAACAUUAAAUAUUGAUAAAAUUAAUAAAUUAGCAACCAAAAAUUCCUCAAAAUCUUUAAAUUCGAGAUUUAAUCCAGAUUUAGAUUAUAGAUCUGGUAUUAAAAAGCCAAUUAAACCAACUGAAUUCUUGGAUGAAGGUGAAGAGGAAUUAGCAGCUUCAGGUGCUGCUGCAUCAUUAAAAUCAACUCCAACUGUUCCAGAUUAUGCUACUCAGACAAGAUCAAGUACUUUCAAAGCUCAUGAAAUUGUCAAUUCUCAAUUAUUAGCUGCUGCUGCUGCAAAAGCUGAUGCUCGUUUAAAAUCAUUAAAUAGUAAUACUCCUGCAUCAUUAAAACAACAAGCUCAAUUAUAUGCCAAUGCUUUGGCUCUUGCUCAAAAAAACAGUGAUGAAAGAUCUAAAAAUAGAGUUGCUGGAGUUAUUAAUUUAGGUGGUGGAUUAACUAUAACUCAAGCUGAAUUAAAUAAGUUAGCUUCAACUUAUGUUCAACCAGUUAUUGAUGAUAUUGAAAAUAAAGCAGAAACUAAAAGACAAAUUGAUCAAUCAAGAAAACAAAGAAAAUUAGAAUUAAAAGCAGCUCAUGAAAAAGCUAAACAAGAAGAAUAUGCAGCAAAAUUAAAAGAAAAACAAGAUAUUGAAAAGGCAAAAGAAGAAAGAGUUAAAGAGAAUGAAGAAUUGAAAAAAGCAGAAGAUGCAAAAUUAGUUGCUCAUGAAAAAGAGGAAAAUUCAAAAGUUGAAGCUCAACAAAAGGAAUUUAAAGUAUUAGAAGAAAAACAUGCUGAGGAAAAGAAAGAACUUUUAAAACAGAAAAAAGAAAACCAAGACGAAAUUGAUGAAGAAGAAACUAAAUUAAAAGAUGAGAGAAAGAAAGAAUUAAAAGAAUUACAAGAUGAAAAAGAUGAAAUUUUAAAACCUGUAUUAGCUGAAUUAACUGAAGAAAAUUCAAAAUUAAAAGAAGUUACUGAUGCAAGAGAUGAAUUAUCUAAAGAAGUUAAAGCAGCAGAAGAUCAAAAAUCAGAAUAUGAUUCAAAAGUUGCAAAAUUACAAAAAGAAAUUGAAGAAACUAAAGCAAGUAUUGAAAAGUAUGAAACUGAUUUAGAAGAAGCAAUUACAAAACAUGAAACAACCGAUAAAGAAUUAUCUGAAUUAAAAACAAAACAUGAUGAAACUAAAACUAAGAAUGAACAAUUACAUAAAGAAUUAGAUUCAGAAAUUUCAAAAUUGGAAAAAGAAAAGAAAGAUAAAACUGAAGAAAAAGCUACCAAGAAGAAAGAAAUCUUAACUGGUUUAGAUCAAAAAUAUAAAGAUGAACAAAAAAUUAAUGAUGAAUUACCACCUCAUUUAAAACGUGAAUUAAAUGAAAGUAAAAUUAAAGAUACAAGUUCAAUAUUUUCAGUUGAAGAACCAGAAAAACCAAAAACCACUACUGGUGUUGGUGCUGCCACUAAAACUGCUGCUGCUACUACUGGUGCUACUUCAUCAAAAGAUAAAUCCACUACUGCUUCAGCUCCAAAAACAAAUGGCGAUUCAAAAAUAAAAUCAGUUCCAUUAAUUCCAACAGAAAAAGAAACACCAAAAAAAGAAUCAGUUUCAAAACCAACAACUAAAAAAGAAUCAGUAUCAAAACCAACCACCAAGAAGGAAACAACAAUAGCUUCACCAAAACCACAAAAGAAAGAAGCUACAACCACUAAACCAACAACCGCUACUAAAGCUGGUGAAUCAAGUGGUACUAAAAGACCAGUAACUCCUUCAGCUCAAACAUCACCAUCAAAAAAAGAUAAGAAAUCCUUUUCAAAAAGAUUUAGUGAUUUUUUCAAAGAUCAAUCAAAAGUUCCACAACAACAAACUCCAAAAUCUCCAAGUAAAACAACUGGUGCUACAACUACUGGUGCUGCAGCAACAAAAACUACUGCUAAACCAACAACCACUACCAAAAAAGUAGAAGAACCAAAAACUCCUUCAAAAACUACUGCUAAACCAACAACCACUACCAAAAAAGUAGGAGAACCAAAAACUCCUUCAAAAAAAGUAGAAGAACCUAAAAAAUCCACAACUACCACCACUCCGAAAACUACUGAAACAAAACCAAAAACAACUACUGCCACCACUUCAUCAAAACAACCAGCAGCUAAAGAUGCAGAAAAAGAAGCAAAAUCAAGUUCAAAUAAUAAUAACAACACCGUAUCAGAAGAUGGAGAAUUUGGAGAAUUUGAUUAUGAUGAAUUAUCAUUAAAGAAUAGAAAUCAAGGUGGUGUAUUUAAAGAAGAAAUUUUAUAA
Lodderomyces jiufengensis is the source of this 2748-nucleotide messenger RNA. RefSeq lists its product as uncharacterized. The record is from RefSeq and is a predicted model, not a curated record. Lineage: Eukaryota; Fungi; Ascomycota; Pichiomycetes; Serinales; Debaryomycetaceae. The transcript has a single exon. The coding region runs from base 1 to 2748 and encodes 915 amino acids. Gene Ontology annotation, biological process: eisosome assembly.